Pyricularia oryzae 70-15 is the source of this 642-nucleotide messenger RNA. RefSeq lists its product as uncharacterized. The transcript has a single exon. NCBI's taxonomy places the organism in Eukaryota, Fungi, Ascomycota, Sordariomycetes, Magnaporthales, Pyriculariaceae. The record is from RefSeq and is a predicted model, not a curated record. The coding region runs from base 1 to 642 and encodes 213 amino acids.
AUGGCACACGUACCCCAAGCUCCCCAAACCCCAGCAACCAACCCGCUAGGCAACCAGGCCUGGCGACACAUUGUCUCGCAAGAAAAUGUGCCCGAAUCCUUCGUCAACGGUUUCUGGUACCAACUCCUCCGCCACCAUUUCCCCUUCCCAGAAUUCAUAAUCUGUCCGGAAGCGCACGUGGCACGAGCGGCAGGAGGUGGCGAAACCUUACGAGCCGACCUUCUAGUGCUGCAAGUCCGGCCGGGCAGAACCGACGGAUAUCAGACACGAGUCAUCCUUGCAUUUGAGGGGAAAAAAGGUUCUCGGACAGAAAGAGCAUUCUUAAGCCACACGCCUCAGCUCUCGAACUAUACAUCCAGCUGCACACCGCUCGUAGGCAGAAAAUUCGGCGCACUGGCAUCGGGCCCGCGGUUCCUCAUUAUGGCCUGGACCCAAGCAUCUCGACAUGAUGACAUCAGGCAGAUUACACAGCAAGAAGGGCGCAUUCCCGAGUCACUGGAUCGGAUCAUGGUGCAAGAUGUCAACAUUCAGGACCAAAGGGAAGGUCUGGACAGGAUUCUGCACUACAUCCAUACGCAGGCGACAACAGCUGCUUCACGUCAAGAUCGCAACGGUUGGUCUGCGGCUACAUGGCCUUUGUAG